CUUGGUAACACUUUUAGAUGGUCUAUCGUUUGUCGAUUAUUUAUUUGUUUUAGCACCAGUUUCUCGGGAGUUCUGGAUAAAAUGACUAGCUGCGUGCCAGCGCAGCAGCAAAAGGACCAGGAGCAGUUGCUAAAGGAACUGGCCAGCAGUGGCGACGAGAUGGACGACCCGGACGAUCCGGACCAGGAACACCACCAGCUGGUAGAGCCGACCUUCUCUUUUUCGAAUAGUAACACCUGCUGGGUGUGCAACGGCUACUAUGGGCCCAACUUCGGGGAACCGUUGUGUGGCGCCUGCCACGCCUUCCUUUACAACGCACAGCGGGCGGAGGAGAUGCUCACGGAGCUAUCCGACGACGAGGAUUCUGGGAACGACGAGCCGCCGUUCAAGGACAAGCAGGAGGAUGAGGAGACCGAAAACGACGUAGACAUCAUGGGCUUUGAGGAUCUGGAGGACCCCCAACCGGCAGCCGUGCCACAACAUCCAAAUCCGCAGCCACCAAUGGAGCCACAGGAUCAACAGCCAGCCCAACCAGUUAUAGAUUUGCCCCAGCCGGUGCCGGAGGCUGCGGCACCACGACGCGAGUCUCCUGAGCGCGACUUCGAGCACGAGAGAGCCAUAAAUCCCUUCCUGCUACCCAUUAAGCGUCCGCGGGCCACGGCUCCCUUGGCUCUGCCCCAUUACAUGCAUGAGCUGGCCGAUGGAAGGGCGCGAGUGCAUGAAUACAACGCCGCCAGCGGAAGCGGAGCAAGUGGCAGCAGCAGAAACAUUGUCAACAUAAUACCCGUCGAGGUGAUGCUGAAGAUAUUCGCCUAUCUGGACGACAUGUCGCUGUGGAUGGCUAGUGAAGUUUGCAAGCAGUGGCACCACAUUGUCGGGAAAAACACGGCCCAGAGCAUGUGGAAGGCGUAUAUCAAGCAGCGCUGGCCGCUGUUCGACAGUUUGGCGGACAAUCCCAACUGGUAUCGGCUGUACGGGGCACUGAUGUCUUCCUGCUUCUGUCGCACUUGCCUGAUUGAGAUGGGCGGUCGGGGUCAGGACGCACAGGAAGCAGAUCCACAGCUGGGCGACCGGGAGCCGGGCAACGUAAUGCGCAACAACUUCCUGCGCGGUGAAGCAAAUUUGUUGAACAGCUACGAAUCUGAGGGUAUAUCGGCCAUACCGCUGGAUCGACAAAACAACUACUGGCAGGCGACAAUCCUGGGGCCACCGGGCAGUCCCUACGAAGGCGGCAAGUUCUUCCUGUUCAUCUACUUCCCGGAGCGAUAUCCGAUGACACCACCCACAGUACGUUUCCUCACCAAAAUCCUGCAUCCAAAUGUGUCGCGGCAUGGAGAUGUGGGCAUCGACAUCUUCCAGCAGCACAACUGGUCUCUCGCGCUGAACGUGGCUAAGGUGCUGCUUUCGGUGCAGAGCCUGCUGACCGAUCCGUAUACCGAGGUCUGCAUGGAGCCGGAACUUGGAUACAUCUAUGAGCACGAGCGCGAACGGUUCGAGCAACUGGUGCGCGCGUGGACAUGGAAGUACGCCAUGUAUGAGCUAAUUGCACCGCGCUAGAAGAUCAAAAGCCCUCCAAGGACAAUGGACUGAAAGUUGGAAACUACCCCUCUUUACGUUGUAACUACAUAUGUCUGUGUAUUUAGCUUAGUUGUGCCAUCUGGAUUGUUUAUUUUGGCCUCCCCUCUCACUUUUCCUGCGCCCCAGGUUGAAACGUAGUCGAAAUUACUUAACCUUAUAAUAAAUGUAUGCUUUAAGUUA
This is a messenger RNA of Drosophila mauritiana, 1758 nucleotides long. RefSeq lists its product as uncharacterized. NCBI's taxonomy places the organism in Eukaryota, Metazoa, Arthropoda, Insecta, Diptera, Drosophilidae. The coding region runs from base 82 to 1557 and encodes 491 amino acids. Gene Ontology annotation, molecular function: protein binding. The transcript is spliced from 2 exons. The record is from RefSeq and is a predicted model, not a curated record.